Messenger RNA from Spirometra erinaceieuropaei, 2474 nucleotides. The record is from the annotation of a GenBank genome assembly. NCBI's taxonomy places the organism in Eukaryota, Metazoa, Platyhelminthes, Cestoda, Diphyllobothriidea, Diphyllobothriidae.
AUGUCGAAAAACUAUUGUGCCGAACAGGUUUGUUUAUUCUAAGGUGCAAAUAGUUUUAGUAUGAAGAUGCCUUUAAUCCUCGAACUCUCCAGUGGUUUGGACCAACUAAGGAUUUACCAGAUGUAAGUCUGUCAUGUUGUUUAAUAUUUGAAUAUUAUAAUAUUAUGACAUGUAAAUCAUAUAUAUGCAAAUAUGCAAUCAAAUUCUACCGAAUAAAAAAAUAAUAAGCAAACUAAAGUAAUAUCGCAGGCAAAUUACAGCAUGCUUAUAAAUAUGGAUAACUUACCUGCGAUAUUCCUUUAGUUUUUUAUUGACAACAUUUGACUGCAUAGUUUAGCUUAAUAUAUUGGGUUAGGGUCGCCAUCGUACUCACGUGCUGAUUUCGCGAAGUCCGCCAACUAAUUUCGGGAUAUGUCUGCUUCGCGUGAUUGAAUCUGAAUUCCUAUUAAUAUGCGCGGUCGUCUUUUGAUAGUUAGUAUAUCAUUAUGGACACCUUGUAGGUAAAAAUAUAGGCUGUUAGGCAAUAGUGCUCCCAUCAACAAAUUCUUAUAGUCGAAUCGCAUUUGUAAUUAUAAACAGGUUGUUUCAACAUCUUUACUGCAGAACUGACAAAUCGCUAUACAGAUUGCUUUAAAACGAAAGGUGGUAAUCAUUAAGGGAAAUAAAGUGCCUACCAUUCAUCUAGCUGCCGAGUUACGGGUGUUCUGAUAAAACGACACGAUUUCCUUUGUCUCAAAGUGCGUCUUUUUCGGACCUCUAAGCGGUUUUUAAUUACUGUAGUUUUGGUUGACAGUUACCUACCUUCUCGUUAUUUGUAUUUGAUGUCAUAGUUCUCGUCCUAGUUAUCUAGAAUUUCCACUUCAGACGGUGUUGACAUGGUCAAAGCACAUUUUCGAUACUUUUGCCUCCACAGUCUCGUCGGUUGACAUGUAAUAAUCUGAUGUAGCCAGAAAAUGUUGUUUUGUUUUGGCCUGGUUCACAUGAAAAUCGACACCAAAUCGAGUUGCGUAGUACUGGCAGUUAUUGCACCCAAUAUAGACAACUGACAUAGUCUUAAGGCAGUGGACAGAUGAGGUAUCGAUAAAGGUUGGUGAGACUGGAUUUGCCAUUUCUGACUUAUGUAUCGUUGUCGGCCAUGCACGCCUCGACAUCAGCAUCAGCAUGGAUACUGAUCUAAGUAUUCCGUCAGGUCGUUAAAUGCCUCCCUCAAACUUUUUAUAUUCCCAUUUUCAUCCGACGGGAUACCAAACCCACGGCCUAGUUGUAGGACUUUUAAUUUAGUGCUCGGUGACCAAGGUGCGAGGGUUCGAGUCCCGAUUUAGCUUCACUUGGUUACCGAGCCAAAAAAUGACCACUAGAAUCUCUUUAUGUCUUUGCUGAUAUUCCCCUUGGAUUGAGAUGUGACCCCAUUUGGUUUUUUUUCUGCCAGCAUGCGAAGCACCGUACCGCACCCUCUAGGUUCAUCGCCAAUGAUCGUGGACACCUGAACGAGCGACAGGAUAGGCAUCCGGGCAGAAAUCCAUUCGGCAACUUUGUGGGCAACUGGGACACACCUUGUCAUCAUCCCGGCAACCACGUGGACAAUGUUAUCAAUCGCUCCAAGCCGGGCAUUCAAUACCUGCAGAAACAACGCGACCUCUACAAUGCUGCAAUUAGUGCAAAUGAAGCUAAAAACGAUAGGGUCACAGCGGCAGCCGUAAGAAACCUCCUUUCUCUCUAUUUGGCUGUUCUUUUUCCUGUGGAUCCAACCAUCAUAUUCGGUUUCUUUCAGUUAUGAUCAUUUUAUUGGCGAGUGUAAACUCACUCUCUUUUAACUCUAGUCUAUUUGACCUGGUCUCUCAUGAUCAUUCUACAACCCUGAAAUUAUGUGAACUGAAUCUUGUAAAAAACUUCCAUAAUAUAUGCCCUAAGCUUAACUGAUUGAACGGAUAACAUUUGGUGUCGAACAGGUUGCUUUUUGUAUAAUCUGGUGCUGUAUGUGCAUAAAGUUAAUUUUUUUGAUUUUUCGGGUAGGCUGUUUUCGAAAACUCCCAGAAAAGUUGAACUGUUAUAGGACUGUCGGGUUCGGUCACCUUCCUUUCAUGCUCUUUUCCUUACCCAAAUCUGAGCUGGCCUCAUAGAUACAUAGAUUUUUCGAUCCUCCGACGAGUUUAUUUGUCAGUUUCGUGUUGAAGUUCAUGAGAAUGAACUUUAGACCAAUCUCUCGGGAAUUUUCGUCAAACUCUCCUUGUUUUGGCGAUUUCUUAUAGCCUGAUAAUUUUAUUUUGGGAUCCACUCAGUCUGCCUCGCACAUUUUAGCCAAAUUCGAACUAGUUGAGAAGUGCGCAAAGUUUCGAUUAUUCUUUCGAACUGUAACAGACUGUUUAAUUUUUUCAAAAAGACAAAGUUGAACUAAAUCCGUUGUCCCAGUUCCCAGUCGUAAAUCCGAUCUAUUUUUUCCGUUGCAGUUGAAAAAGGAGGCUGGCAUAAGCUGA